AUGGAUUCAACAGCAAGGCUUUUAAUCUUUCUGGCAGGUUCUUUAACCUUAUUUCUAUUGAAAUUCCUUCAUAAAUACUGGUGGAUACCUUUUAAGAUACAAAGAGCACUGAGUUUACAAGGAAUCAAAGGACCUCCAUAUGAGUUCAUCCAUGGCAACAACAAAGCCUCUACCCGUUUCAGAUACGAAGCUUUAAGCAAACCCAUGGCUUCCUUAACUCAUAAUAUAGUCCCCAGAGUUAUUCCUCAGAUUCAUUCAUGGAUCAACACUUAUGGUGAUGAUGAUUUACAUAAUAUGAAUCCAGCAGUGAUUGCUAGCGUUGAGACGAUGUUGGAGAAGUGGAAAGGUCGAGAAGGCGAAGAGAUCGAAGUGUUUAACGAGUUCAGGUUGUUGACUUCAGAAGUUAUAUCGAGAACGGCUUUCGGUAGUAAUUACUUGGAAGGGAAGAAGAUUUUCGACAUGUUGACGAAAUUGGCGAUACUAGUUAGUCGAAAUUAUUUCAAAACUCCUAUUCCUGGCAUCAGCAAGAUAUGGAAAACCGCGGAUGAAAUAGAAUCAGAGAAACUUGCUAAUGGAAUUCAUGAUUGUGUGAUGGAAAUGGUUAAGAGAAGGGAAAAGAAAGUAGAGACAGGAGAAGCUGACGGUUUUGGCAAUGAUUUUCUAGGAUUACUAAUAAAUGCUUAUCGUGAUUCCGACGAGAAAAACCGAUUUUCCAUCGAGGAUCUAGUGGAUGAGUGCAAAACAUUCUACUUUGCCGGUCAAGAAACAACCAACUCCUUGCUUGCGUGGACGAUCCUUGUUUUAGCAAUUCAUACUAAAUGGCAAGAAAAAACAAGGCAAGAGGUGUUUGAGGUAUUUGGGGACCAAAAUCCUAAUUCUGAAGGCAUUGCCAAAUUAAAAAUUAUGAACAUGGUUGUCAAUGAAACUUUGAGAUUGUAUUCUCCUGUAGCUGCCGUGAUCCGACAGAUCAAAAAAGAAGUUCGAUUGGGAAAGCUUGUUUUGCCUGCAAAUCUGGAGAUAUUGAUCCCAAUCAUAGCACUUCACCAUGACCCUCAACUAUGGGGAGACGAUGUACAUCUUUUCAAACCGGAGAGAUUCGUUGAAGGCAUCGCUAGUGCUACCAAAUACAACUCUGCAGCAUUCAUUCCCUUUUCAAUGGGACCUCGAUCUUGCGUUGGCAUGAGCUUUGCAACCACAGAAACAAAGGUUGCUCUCUCAAUGAUUCUCCAACGCUACGCCUUUACUCUCUCCCCGACCUACGUUCAUGCACCAUUUCCUGUAAUCACGCUUCAACCACAACACGGAAUUCAAGUAAUGCUUCAUCCUUUAUAG
Gossypium arboreum is the source of this 1332-nucleotide messenger RNA. RefSeq names its product cytochrome P450 CYP749A22-like. Gene Ontology annotation, molecular function: monooxygenase activity; oxidoreductase activity, acting on paired donors, with incorporation or reduction of molecular oxygen; heme binding. The transcript is spliced from 4 exons. NCBI's taxonomy places the organism in Eukaryota, Viridiplantae, Streptophyta, Magnoliopsida, Malvales, Malvaceae. The coding region runs from base 1 to 1332 and encodes 443 amino acids. The record is from RefSeq and is a predicted model, not a curated record.